UGGCAGAUGAAAACAGCUGUGUGAGAUGGCCCAUAAUGCAAUGCAGUUUCUCUGAGCUUCAUGAUGUUCGGGUUGAAGGGUUUUAAUAGUGCAUACAGGAUGGCAGCGCGAUAUGACUCUUAGAACACUUGAAAUGCGCUCAGCUGAAACGACGAGGAAAAGGGCACCACCGGACCAGCCUUAAAAUGACCACCGGCUUUAGCUCGAACUCCUGCCGAUUCGCAGAUUACUUCGUCAUCUGCGGGCUCGACACCGAAACUGGGCUAGAACCAGACGAGCUGUCCGCUUUAUGCCAGUAUAUACAGGCUACUAAAGUCAGAGAUGGGACGAGGCGAAUGUCGGCGAGUGCAAAUGAAGGUGAGAAUUUUGAGCAGAGUCCACUGCGGAGAACUUUCAAGUCCAAAGUUCUGGCUCACUACCCUGAGAAUGUGGAGUGGAGCCCAUUCGACCAGGAUGCUGUGGGCAUGCUGUGCAUGCCGAAAGGCCUAUCAUUCCGGACACAGGCGGACUCCCGCGAGCCGCAGUUCCACUCCUUCAUCAUCACGCGUGAGGACGGCUCACGCUCCUACGGCUUCGCCCUCACCUUCUACGAGGAGGUGACCAGCAAGCAGAUCUGCUCGGCCAUGCAGACGCUCUACCACAUGCACAACGCCGAGCAGUAUGACAUUCUGCACGCCCCUGCCGUGCCCCCAGCUGCUGCCUCUGCUGCUGAGGGCCUCCACCCCCUCCUCCCCGCUGGCCCCACCCUCACCCGCCUGCAGCGCUUCAACUCGUAUGACAUCAGCCGCGACACGCUCUACGUCUCCAAGUGCAUCUGCCUGAUGGCGCCACUGGCCUUUCCACAGGCCUGCCACAAGGCGCUGGAGCAGCUGCACCGGGCCGUCACCUCCCCGCAACCGCCGCCAUUGCCGCUGGAGAGCUACAUCUACAACAUCCUAUACGAGGUGCCACUGCCGCCCGCGGGGCGCUCGCUCAAGUUCUCCGGCAUGUAUGGGCCCAUCGUGUGCCAGCGGCCCGGCACUGGCGAGCUGCCGCUCUUCGACUUCCCCAUCAGGGAGGUGCUGGAGCUGCUGGGGGUGGAGAACUUCCUGCAGCUGUUCACCUGUGCCCUGCUGGAGAUCCAGAUCCUGCUCUACUCCCAGUAUUACCAGAGACUGAUGACUGUGGCGGAGAGUGUCACAGCCUUAAUGUUCCCAUUCCAGUGGCAACACGUGUACGUGCCCAUCCUGCCUGCCUCGCUGCUACACUUUCUGGAUGCCCCUGUGCCCUACCUCAUGGGCCUGCACUCCAACGGCCAGGACGACCGCUCCAAGCUGGAGUUGCCCCAGGAGGCCAACUUGUGCUUUGUGGACAUCGACAACCAGUUCAUUGAGCUGCCGGAAGACCUGCCACAGUUCCCUAACAAGCUGGAAUUUAUUCAGGAGAUCUCAGAGGUCCUGAUGAAGUUUGGCGUGCCGCCAGAGGGCAGCCUGCGCUACCACAACAAUGUGGCCAAGUACAAGGGCUUCCGGGCCUGUGAGGUGGACAGGCACAAUGGUAACCUGGCUGGCUCUCCACUCAACUCCUACCUGCUGAAGGAGAACGAGACCAUCGCCCGGCUGCAGGCCCUUGUUAAGAGGACUGGAGUCAGCUUGGAGAAGCAGGAUGUGAAGGAGAAGACUGGUGGUAAUAAGGAUCUGAAGGUGCAGUGUGAUGAGGAGGAGCUCAAGAUGCACCAGCUGAAUAUUCAGGUGCGCGAGGUCUUCGCCAACCGCUUCACACAGAUGUUCGCCGACUAUGAGGUGUUUGUCAUCCAGCCCAGUCAGGACAAGGAAUCAUGGUUCAGCAACCGGGAGCAGAUGCAGAACUUUGACAAGGCCUCUUUCCUAUCAGACCAACCGGAGCCAUACCUCCCCUUCCUCUCCCGCUUCCUGGAGACGCAAAUGUUUGCCUCCUUCAUCGACAGCAAGAUCCUGAGCCACGAUGAUGAGGACAAGGAGCACGCCCUGCGAGUGUUUGAUGCGCGAGUUGACAAGAUCCGCAUGCUGAACGUGCGCACGCCGACGCUGCGCACAUCCAUGUACCAGAAGUGCACCAACAUCGAGGAGUCAGACAAUCUUGUUAAAAAGCGUUUUCUGAAAGUCGAUCUGGUCGCCCCCGUCCCUCAUUCCAUUAGUAUGGACGACUGCAAAUCCCACAGUAGUGAUGAGAAGGCCAUUGAGAUGCGGGUGUCCAAGAUUGAUCACACGGCACUGCACCCCCACCUGCUGGAUAUGAAGAUCGGGCAGGGCCGUUAUGAGCCAGGCUUCUUCCCCCACCUUCAGUCCGACGUGUUGUCCACUGGGCCUACUAGCAACAAGUGGGCGAAGCGGAGUGCACCUGCGCAGUGGAGACGGAAGGACAGACAGAAGCAGCACACAGAGCACCUAUACCUGGACAACGACCAGAGAGAGAAGUACAUCCAGGAGGCGCGGAACCUGGGCACCAUGAUCCGGCAGCCCAAGCUGUCCAACCUGUCCCCCUCCGUCAUCGCUCAGACCAACUGGAAGUUUGUAGAGGGGCUGCUGAAGGAGUGUAGGAACAAGACCAAGCGCAUGCUGGUGGAGAAGAUGGGCCGGGAGGCGGUGGAGCUGGGCCACGGUGAGGUCAGCAUCACGGGCGUGGAGGAAAACACGCUCAUCGCCAGCCUCUGUGACCUGCUGGAGAGGAUCUGGAGCCACGGCCUGCAGGUCAAACAGGGUAAAUCUGCUCUGUGGUCCCACUUGCUACACUACCAGGAGAGCAAAGAGAAGAAGGAUACCAUGCCAGCUGGCCUUGGACCUACAGGACUCAUCCAGGACACAGAGAGACGAAAGUCUGACCCUGGCCUCCUCAUGCCCCCUCUCAGGGUCUCCCUCAUCCAGGAUAUGAGACACAUCCAGAACAUUGGUGAGAUUCAGACAGACGUGGGAAAGGCACGGGCUUGGGUGCGCCUCACCAUGGAGAAGAAGCUGCUUUCCAGACACCUCAAACAGCUGCUGUCUGACCAUGAGCUAACCAAGAAGCUGUACAAACGCUAUGCUUUUCUGCGCUGUGAUGAUGAGAAAGAGCAAUUUCUUUACCACCUCCUCUCGUUCAAUGCUGUGGACUACUUCUGUUUCACAAAUGUUUUCACCACCAUCAUGAUCCCAUACCAUGUACUGGUCAUUCCCAGCAAAAAAUUGGGGGGGUCCAUGUUCACAGCGAACCCCUGGCUCUGUGUCUCUGGGGAGCUUUCUGAAACAGGGGUGCUACAAGUUCCCAAGAACACCCUGGAGAUAACAUUUGAGUGUCAGAACCUGGGCAAGCUGACGACAGUGCAGAUGGGCCAUGAUAAUGCAGGGCUUUAUGCAAAGUGGCUGGUGGAGUGUGUCAUGGUGAGGAACGAGAUCAGUGGGCACACCUACAAGUUCCCCUGUGGCCGCUGGCUGGGAAAGGGUGUGGACGAUGGCAGCCUAGAGCGGAUUCUGGUGGGAGAACUGAUGACACCCAGCACAGAGAAUGAGGACCGCCUUUGCCGAACACCCCCCAUGCAGCAGUCUCCUGGGAUGAUCCGGAGGCUUGUCACCAUCUCGCCAAACAGCAAACCAAAGUUGAACACAGGACAGAUCCAGGAAGGAGUGGGAGAGGCCAUCAAUGGGAUCGUCAAGCAUUUCCACAAGCCAGAGAAAGAGAGAGGCAGCCUGACUCUCCUGCUCUGUGGGGAAUUUGGUCUGGUCUCAGCGCUGGAGCAGGUGUUCCAGCAUGGGUUCAAGUCACCACGGCUUUUCAAGAAUGUCUUCAUCUGGGACUUCCUAGAAAAGGCACAGGCAUAUUUUGAGAGCCCAGAGCAGAAGGAGAUGGGGCAGGAUGAAAACUGGCAGACGAGGGUGCACAACUUUUGCCGCUUCAUGCGUGCCAUCAACAGCUCACCCAGGAACAUCGGCAAGGAUGGAAAGUUCCAGAUGCUGGUGUGUCUUGGAGCCAGAGACCAUCUGCUGCACCACUGGAUUGCCCUCCUGGCAGACUGUCCAGUCACGGCGCAGAUGUACGAGGACACGGCACUGAUAAAGGACCACACACUGGUGAACUCUCUGAUCAGAGUGCUGCAGACUUUACAGGAGUUUCACAUCACUCUGGAGGCCUCUCUAGUCAAAGGCAUAGGCAUUUAGAUGGCCUUGGGCGCUCGUUGGACUGGACACAGUAAAAAUAAUGGGGACUUUCACAGAAGCUACCAUUUUUUCCAUGGACAUUGACUUGAACAAAGGACCAUUUCUGGCUUAUUUUAAGGCUACUGUUACAUUCGCUAUAUAAUAAGUGCAAUGAGCCUAAUGUGUCAUUGAUUUUUAUCCUGAACAAUGUACUGUUAGAAAUUUUAAACACGUUUUUAUUGACUCUCAAUUUUAUUGUUUGCUUUCUUUUGUGAAAACACCCCAUCUGUGCUAAAAUCUGUUAAUGAAAGCUAAAUCUUUUUGUUGUCUUUGUGAAAUGCUGACGAUAGCUAUAUUUAAGGGGAAAGCAAGGGGAAAAAUAUAUUAAUAUAUUUUCAGAAAGGAUCAGUAUUAUUUUGAUAUGUCUGUCAAGUUGCUUGCUCUGUUGUCAAAAAAUUAAGCUUAGUGGUCAUAAUGCAGAGCUGAAACCAAACUGUGUAGAUGUGUGCUUUAUAAGUACUAAUGAUGGGAAGGGAUAGGAUUUUUGUAUUUCAAAAGGAAAAAAUCGUUUUAUAUGUAUUCUGACAGUAAUGCAUAAAAAUGAUCAGUCUUAAAAAAUAAAAACCAGCCCUUACAUAUCAUACUUUCUCGGAAAAGAAGACUAUUCAAAUGUCAAUAAUGGUAAUGUAGCUUCAGUUACUAUUGCACAAUUGUAUUCAUGGGGCAGUAAUAAGCCAUUCAUACAAAAAUGUAUGCAUCAAAGUUCCAAUUUAUAUUUUAACAGCAACACUGCUCUAGGGUGGACUUGCAGAAGACCUGUGCUGUGUGCUUCUCAGGCUAGAACUCUAGAAGCUCUUAGCAUACCUGUAACCUGCUCUUAGCAUACCUCUAACCAGUUAAAUCCUCACCUGUAUUCUCACCAUUCCUCCACUGCUGUGCUCUGGGAUUUGGUCACCACCACUCAGUGGCAUUGCCUAAAGGGCACUGUGGGUAUUGCAUGCUACUACAGUCUGAGUUUGGCUGGCAAAACUGUUCUCUCUUACUCUUGUCCAACGACUUGGAAUUUCACAUGGUUAAAGACACCCCCUUUCCUUGAGCAGCUUUUGUUGUCUGAAGCGUACAAUUACAUGAAUGAAAUAUCAGAAGGAAAAAAGCACGACUAUGAUUUUAUCCCAGCCCUUGUGCUGUCUCAUCAGACAGGUGUGUUUGGAUGACAUAUGGAUUCACAAAAAAAUAAAUGUAAAAUAAAAAUGAUUAAUUUUCUAACAAGUGUACCCUAACUUUUUCAAAGCACCCUAAAUUUCUCUAGCAUUUGUCCUGCCAUAAACUGCUGCUGUUUUUGCUAUGCAAUAUUUACUGCACGAAAGAAGCUCCAUCAGUGGAUAAAGAAUAACGUAGUUACUAUUUUAGGGGCAGCAUAUUUCAACGCGGUAACAUUACUACUACACUGAAGCGCACUUGAAAUUGUCACCACACAAUACUUGGCUGGCGCUGGUGUUUUCCUGGCACGAGAUUCUUGGGAGCGAUUUUUUUUUUGUUCGAGUUUUCCUUUGUAAAUGUACACCUUGAUGGAACUGUGU
Molecule: messenger RNA, 5707 nt
Organism: Megalops cyprinoides (Indo-Pacific tarpon)
Lineage: Eukaryota; Metazoa; Chordata; Actinopteri; Elopiformes; Megalopidae
Product: DENN domain-containing protein 5A-like
Exons: 24
Coding region: 186-4148 (1320 amino acids)
Molecular function (GO): small GTPase binding; guanyl-nucleotide exchange factor activity
Source: RefSeq, a predicted model, not a curated record